This is a messenger RNA of Phyllotreta striolata, 422 nucleotides long. The record is from the annotation of a GenBank genome assembly. NCBI's taxonomy places the organism in Eukaryota, Metazoa, Arthropoda, Insecta, Coleoptera, Chrysomelidae.
AAAUUACCUUUGUCUAUGCGAGUAUCUAUUUCCCCAAAUAAUAUUUGCUAUGGGUAUAAAUAAAGCACUGUUUAAAAAACUCCGUGUAGUAUUAAUGCAAUAAUUGAAUCAAAUAUUGCAUCAUGAAAUUGUUCAGUGUUCUGUUACAGGUAUGCUUCGUUGUCCUGGCUUUGGCCGCAGGAACAACGUUUGCCCAAAGAGGCAGAAUGGGAAUUCCCGGUAUGGGAAGAAUGGGAAGAUCACUACCAGACGUCGAAGAACCGAUUCUGCGUAACGAAAAUUUACAACUCGAAUAAAAUUUGUGCACACAAUUGUAACCGCAAAUUGGUAAUAGAAAUAGAACGGCAUUAACAUACACAUUUUUCUUACAAAUCCAACUGAACAAAAUUAAACCGAUUUUCCACCAAUUGUAUUGAAAGAAA